AUGUGGCAGCUGCUUAUCCUGUUGCUGCUGCUGCUGGGGGCAGUCGCUUGGCAGCCGCUCGAGAGCUACUUGGCGCCGGCGACUCAUGAAUUGUAUACGGUUGUCAGCCGCAGUGACGACGGGGAUUCCGUUGUGGCCGUCGUGCGUCGCAACGGGCUUCUGUAUAUGCUCUACGACGAAACGAUCAUCGGGGCCGAGUUCGAUGGCCCGUCUGUGCGCCACCAGACGGUUUUUCCCGGCUUUACGAUUAUGCAAUGUGCUGCUUAUUUACAGGAUAAGCCCACGCGUGCCGUGCAAAUCGGUCUUGGCAUCGGGUCCGUCCCGACGUUUCUGCGCGCAAUGUCGAUUCCUACAGACGUGGUGGAGAUCAGCAAUGCCGUGGUGACCCAAGCAACCGACUACUUCCAGUACGAAUGGUGUCUUCAACAACAGCAUCAACAACAGAAACAGGAUAACCGUGAGAACGAGGCAGGUUAUCGAGGUGACAAGUCGUGUCCCAAUGGACGGACGUUCGUAAUGGACGGAUUAGAGUUCGUAUCCAGUAUGCCGUCCGACAUACCAGGCAUCCCAGUGAACGAGCAGGACCAUCCCUAUGACCUCGUUAUUGUCGACGUGUACACGGGCUGGAACCCUGUUGCCUUUUUCGUGCGGGAGAAAAUGCUGCAAGUCCGAGCCAACUGGUUGAGAGAUGAUGGCGUGCUGGUCAUGAACUUUGUCGGGUACAUGCACGGACCUCCUGCAGUUGUCCCCAAGUCGAUCUACCGCACACUGCAAAGCGUGUUUAAGUACGUGAAAUGCUUUCGUGAAAUGGAGAGACUCGACGAGCUGGACGCGAUGAACCUCGUCUUUUACGCUUCGGACAAGCCAAUUGGCUUCAACCUGCCGACCACGCAGAUGUAUCGAGACCCUCCUGACCACACCUACUUCAGUGUGGUCAAGAGCUUUCCGGAAUGGGAGAUCUUCACGGAGCUGCAGGAUCAUGUUGAAGUUGCAGUGCACCAAGAGAUGGAGGACGAAGAAGUGCACUUUGUGGCGUCAAACGAGGACGAGUGGUCAACGACGGGAGACGCGCUUGUUGCUGCUCCGCGCGUACUAACGGAGACCGAUCAUGGCCAAGAGGAAUUUCGUGAGGUUCAUACUGACACACAGGUCCACAUGCGGGAGCGCGUUCUCGAUCAGUUCCCUCCAGCACUUUGGAUAGAGCUCAAGCAGAAGCGUGCGACAACGACUGCGAAGGAGCUGUAA
This is a messenger RNA of Peronospora matthiolae, 1245 nucleotides long. The record is from the annotation of a GenBank genome assembly. NCBI's taxonomy places the organism in Eukaryota, Oomycota, Peronosporomycetes, Peronosporales, Peronosporaceae.